AUGAAUUUAAAAGGUUUGAUAAUUAUCCAUUUAAUACUAAAUAGGAUUUUCCUUUCUUUAGGCUAAAAAGAUGGUGAUAUUUAAUGUAACCAAGCAUGCUAAGAUUGCUCUAGUGAUAAAAAUUUUGAGUGCCUUGGAUGUAAAUACCCAUUUUAUUUUGAUCAGAAUAGCUAUAGUUGCGUCUAAUCUUGCCCUAGUGGAACAUAUGAAAACUAAAAAAUGGAAUGCGUUUCCUGCGCUUCUUAAUUUUGCUUAAGCUGCUCAUCUACUCAAUGCUAUUAAUGCUAAUCUGGAUACUCUGUGAAUCCAGAAGAUUAAUAAGGAUGCAUUUCGAAUUGUUAAGAUGGAUAAUACUUCCUUGAUGGAGAGUGCGUAUAUGAAUGUAGCAUUUAAUCUAAUAGCUAUUCUUUAGAUCCUUCUUCAAAUACAUGCAUUUAGUUAUAGAUUUGCCCUUAAUUAUCUUAUAUUCCUGCAUCUUAAGCAGUUGGUCUAUAAUAGUACUUUAGCACAUCUAUCAGUGAAGAUAAUAGCACUAUGCUUUAGAUUGAUCAAUAUGGCAAAGUUAUUGUCAAGUCAAUUCCUUAGCUAGAACUUCAAGCUUAUUAUACAUUUCCUCAGUUAACAUAAAUCUCAGAUUGUGUACUGCUAGUAGAAUAAUUAACAUAAAACAAAAUAUUAUCUUGUAUAAAUACUAAUACUUAAGUUUUAGCUUUUUAUAUCUCAUCUGGCAUACUUUUAUCAUAAAAUAUUACAUUUAAUUAAUAAAUGGCAAAUAUGAAAUAUUUAGAUGGAAUGAAAAUUACUUUUAUGACUUAAACAAGAUAAAUAGUCUAAUACGACUUCCAAUCUUAACAAUUUUUUGUUGUUGAUAAUUCAUCAAAUAGUCUAAAUUAAAUACUUAGUGUUUAAAAUUAUCAGAAAAAAAAUGAUUAAUACAUUCUUGCUAUUAAUUCCACAAAUACAAUUUUUUACUAUGAUUAAACAUUUAAUAAGAAAAUACUUUUGUAGUAUUCAUCAAAGACCACUCUUUAUAUGAAAAAUUUAAAUACCUAAAAUAUGUGGGCAUUCUACUAAAAUAAUAAAAUAGAUUUUUAUUAAAUAAUAUUUGGUUAGGCUCCUUUACUUGUCAAAUAAAUUACUUCAUAAAAUGUCAUCUUUUAAAUAUUGAGAUCUAAUUAAAAUUUGAUUCUAAUUGAUAGUCAAAAUAUAGUAGCAACUUAAGUAUUCUAAAUUAGUUCAAAUAUGUAGGUCACUGAAAUCACUAACACAUUGCCACCUGCUUUCUUUAAUUCUGAUUGCUUUUGGAGAUCAAAUAAUUUCUUCGUCUCUCAAAAACAAGAUCAACUUUAUAUUUUCAACUUUACCUCAAAUAAUUUUACUCUUUCUUAUACCUUAUAAUUAUCUUAACCUUUUGUUUGCUCACAAACUACCUAAUAUGUCAUACAAAAUAAUAAUAAAGUUUUUUUGUUAAUUAGAAUAAAAUUAGAUGUGUAAAUUUAAGAGCUCACUUAAAGCCAAUUAAUGUCUGUAAAUUCUAUUUAAACUUAUUUCUCAUCUGAAUAGCAUGCCAGUUUCUAUACUUAGAUAUUAUUAACUUACCGAAUAGUUAAUUUUUUGAAUACUGCUACAAAUAAUUAAAUUUUAGAGUUAAAAGCUAAUGGAAUUGCUAAUUAAUAUGAUUUAGAGUCAAGAUAGAUUGCUAAAUAAUUCUAUAUUUGGGAUGAUUUUUAUUAUCCAGAUUAAAUAGCCAUUACAACUUUACGUCUAUACAGCUGUUUAAUUGUAAAAGAAGAGGAAAAAAUAAUAGUUACUGGAAUAAGAAAUGGAGUUUUAACUGUAAGAGAAUUGAAUUUAUAUACUUUUGAAAUACUUUUAGAAAACUAGUUUAGUAAUGUAGACAUUACACCUAGUUAAAUAAGUUAUUUUAAUUAACCAUUCUACAUCCAAAGUACAAAAACCUUGAUAGUUUAUAUUAGUAGUAUACAAAUCCCUGCCCUUUAAACAGAAUUAAGACAACUUCAUAUUUUUAAUUAUAGCUAAAUAAAUAAACAAUACAACUACAAAUUCUCAGUCAGAUAAAUAGUAUACGAUGUUUAAGUUUCACAGAAAACUGGUGAUGUUAUUUGUUUCUUAGCUUUGUAAGUUUACCUCACUUAAAUAGUCAUCUACAAUGUUUACAAAAAUUAAAAUCCUGUUUACAUAUCUCAAACAUUUUAUAAUGUUUGUGCAAAUUAGUUAGGGAUUAUAAGUAUGAACCUUCUCAACAAUUAUAAGAGAUUUGUAUUUAGUAAAUAUACAAGCAUUAUAUCUUAUUAUAUAUCUCCAAAUUUAAGCUAUUAGAUAUUUAGCUUAAGUCCUUAUAAUACUGUUUAAAUUGUCUCAACUGUAGAUAAUAAAAUCCUAUAAGUAAUAACUAGUGGUGCAUACAUUCCAUAAUACAUUAGAUAUGACAAUAAAGUAUUUAUUUGCAGCAAUACUUACACUUUAUCAUACUAUGAUGGAGAUACAAACACACUCAUACUUUACCAAAACUAAUAUUAUGGACAAAACAUAUAGGCCUUUUUACAUAAAUAAAAUUAAAUUAUAUUUAUAAAUACAAAGGUCUAUCUCACAAUUAGUUUAGAUAAUCCAAAUCUUUAAUUAUAGAAGGUUGCAUAAAAUGCUAUCUUGUAGCCAUCUCAAUUUGAUGAUAUUUAAAUUCCUUUAAGUUUUAAUAAAAAUUAGGUAGAGUAAAUGGUUGAUGUAAAAUCAAUAUUUUGCUAUGAAUAUUAAAGUGAUGAUUAUUUAAAUACAUCAUUUUUCUUACAUGUUGUUAAUUUUUAUGAGUUAGAUAUACAGCUAAAUGUUUAUCCAAAUAGAAUAAAUGUGAUUAAAUACCAAAAGAUUAUAGCAUAUAUUAAUAUCGAUUUAAUUCAACCACAAGAUCUAGUUUUUGAUAAUUACAGAUACUAUCUAUUGUAUGAUAAAAAAGGAUUUUAUUUUCCCAAUUAAAAAUAUAUGGUAAUCGUUGUUGGAUAUCAUAUUGCUUUUAUUAGCUCAUCUAACUUUGAAAUUCUAUUUCAUUAUGUGUCUUAAUCAGUAUUUAUGAAUCUUGCUAUUGAUAUAGAAUUAGGUUACAUAGCUUUUAUAGAAAACUACUAAGAUUGCAUAAUCGACUUAAACGCUAUUUCUAAAAAUUGCAUAACUAAUAAUUAUGCAUUAAACGAUGAUUAUUUUCAUGGAACUAUUAUUUAAAGAAAAAAAUAGUUGAUAAUCUUUUAUAGUUAAUAUAAUUUAAGAGUUUACUCUUUAAAAGAAUAAAUUUAUAAGUUUUUAAAAUAUUCAGUAGACUUUUUACCUUAUUCUAUAUAGUAUAAUGAUUCUGGUAGCAUUAUUAUUAUUGGAGAGAAUUAAAGUUAAAGUUUUAAGAUACUUAAUUUAGAUACAUUUUUAUUGUUGGAUACAUCUUUCCCGUCAUUUACUACUUAAACUUUUGAGAAUCUGUAUUAGUUUUAUUUUUUCUCUGAUCAAGUAUAAGUGAUGCUAUUUUCUUCUUACAGUAAUUAUAUAGUAAUCUAUAACAUAAAUACUCAGGAGAGUCUUUAAAAAAUCUAAUUGUAGUACUAAUUUAAUUAUCAAAGUCAAGUAGUUGUUGAUGAAAAUCUUGAUUUGAUUAUAUUCAUUGAUAACUAAAACUAAAUUGAAAUUAUUUCUUAUGAUACCAAUUAAGUUGUUAAAAUAUUUUAAUUAGAUAAGUAAUAAAACGACCCAAAUGCAUACUAAAAAAUAUUGAUUUGGGAUAAUAACAAGAGAAAACUCUUUGCAAGCUCAAAUAACAUAUUUUAUAUAUUUGAUUAUGAUACUAACAUUUUUAUUUGCAAGUACCAAUUUUAGCUUACAAUCUUUGAUAUUUAUAUCAGCUUCAAUAAAAAUUAAAUAUUUGUUACAGACUAUUUGAAUUUAAAAGUUUUUGAUUACUCUAUCCUUGAGUUUAAUUAAAAUUCAUUGUUGCCAUAAAAUUCAAUUCCAAAUAUAUUAAAGAUUAAUGAAAGCCAAUAUAUUUUGUUUGACAAUAGUCAAUCUACUCUUAAAAAUAUAGUUAAUGGUGAAGUAAAAGAUGUUAAAUACUUUAAUUAACUAAAUCCUUCAUACUUUUACUUCAAUUAUUACAAUAAAAAUAAUUCCUAAAUUUAUGUAAUAACAUUUAAUUAACUCUCAAUCUAUAAUGUAACUUCAGAUAGGAUAAAUCCAAUAUUUUCUUAAUUGCUUGAUUCUUAAAUAAUAACUUUUAUCAGUGAUUCUGAUUUUCAAGUUCUUUUUCUAACGCAAAAACAAUCUUUAUACUCUCUUUAGAAAAAUCAAACUACCCCAUAGCUCUUGAUCCUUAUCUAUAUCUCAACAGGAAUAGGCCAAUUUUUUAUGAUUGAUGAUUCAUUUUUAAUAUACUGCUCAACCAAAAACACAAGCUAAUGGAAUAAAAUAACGUUUUAAAACUCCUAGUCUCUUUCUUCUUAAAUAAAACUUGACUAAUUUUAAUUUAAUAUAGAAUAAAAUGAUAUUGUUAAAAAAAUUGUUAGGAUAGACAAUACUUAGAAUAUCAUAAUAUUAACGAAUAAAUGUAUACAAAUAAUUGAUAUUUUGACAGGAAAUAUUUUAGAAAUAUCUCAAUUAGAUUUCUAAAACCAACAUUCUUAAAUCUAAUUUGAUCCUAUUUAUUAAAGGAUUUACUACGUAGAUAGAAUUAUAGGAUUAAAAGUAUAUGGCCUAAACAUGCAAGUUUUUAAGUAGAAUUUACCAUCUUCAGGUAUAAAAUUAAAAAUUGAGGGUGCUUUCAUAUUUAUGCUUUCAUUUAACUCUGUAAGUAUAUAUUUAAGAUAAGACCUCAAAUUAUUCUAAAUAAUUAGAAAUUUUAACAGCACUUAAUCAUUAAUAGAUAUUGAGUACACUGGAUUUAAUAAUAUAUUCGUUUUAUAUUUUGACAAUUCAAUUAGUUUUUUUAAUGCUAACCCUUUCACUUAACCUAAGUUAAUUGAUUUCUUAUAAGUAAACAAUUAUAAGGUUUUAUUAUCUUAAAUACAGUCCCAGAAUUCUUAGUAUUUAAUAGUUGAUAUGAUGAUUAUAACUAUAUAAAAUGCUAUCAAAUACACUGCUUAGUUAAAUGUUGGCUCAAUUUUAAAUAGUAUUUGUUCUGCCUAGUUAUAAAUACGAACAGACUAAAAUGAUUUAAUAACCAAAAAUCAAUAGAGUGAUUAUUUGAAUUUAUUGUCACUUAAAUAACUCUUAAUUUAGAACAUUGUCUAUAGUAUGUACAUAGAUAAUGACGAAUAAAUUGAUCUAAAGUAUCCUUUUGUUAGUUCUGGAUCUGUUACUAACUAAUACUCACUAAAUAUUUAAGCUAUAAAUAAUAAUAGUAUUUAUCUAAAAACUCAAAGUAGCACAGAUUAAAAUAUUGUGGAGCUGUAACUAUAAAACUUAACAAUUUCAUUUAAAAACUUAAAUAAUACUCAGUUCUUGUUUGGAAAUCAAACCUUUAAAAAAUUAGAAAGAUUAUUUUUAAAUGACAUAGAAUUAUAAGAUUUUGGUAAUAACCAACUAACAUUUGAAGGUAUUAAUCAUCUUUUUAUAUAAAAUUUAGUGAUUAAUGGUGAAUAAAUUCAACAGGUAAACAAAUAGAUUAUGCUUUUCUAAAAUAUUGAUAUAAUUGUAAUACAGAACAUGACUUUUAUCAAUUGUUAAUUUAAUAAUAUAAUAAAUCUACUUAAAUUUGUUAAUAUAAACAAACUAAACAUAAAUAAUUUCAACAUCAAACUUAACAGUUUAAAUUCAAACUUUAAACAAAGCUCUAUGAUAAAUAUCUCAUAUGUUAACUUACUUACAAUAAAUAAUACUAAUCUUUUAAAGAAUACAUUUUAAAACAUUUAAAUAUUCACAAUAACUAAUGUUACUUCAAUUAGUAUUAGCAACAUGGUAUCAUCUUAAAAUUAAAUAAUAAUCAAUUAAAACCUAGAUUUAAAAGGAAUUAUUUUCUACUUUGAAGCAACCCCAUAGGUAGAUUUUCAAAAAAUUAAAUUUAAUACUCUUAACUUUACAUCUCUCUCAUCCAUUUCUUUAUUAAAAUUCUCUAAUGUAAAUCAAACUUUGCUAUUUAAUGAUUUUUAUUUUGCGAACUUUACAUUAGAAAACAAUUAUAAUAGCUCGAUUAGUAGUUAAUAACUUUUUAUUUUAGAAUGCGAGGGAAUACUUAAUUCUAAUUUCUCAAAUAUCCAGAUAUUAAAUUCAGAUAUGAUAGGAUUUAUUAACUUACAUGACUUAAAAAAUAAAAACGGAAUUAUUAUUUAAAAUUAAAUAUCAACCUACUACAACUAUUAGCACACUUUUUCAAAAACAAAUCAAUUAAUGAUACUUAAUGCUGAAUAAUUAACAAUAUCAAAUUCUAUUUUUUCAUCUAUUUCUAGCAUUAAUUCAGAUUCUGGCUUUAUUUAAAUUUAAGUUAGCUAAAACUUUCUUUUAGAUACAACUUAAAUUUAAAGCGUUGAUCUUAAGUAAAAUAGCUUUAUUUAUAUAUCCUAAAGUCCUUAAGCAGUUAUCCAAAAUGUUGAUUCAAAAAAUAUAGAAACAAACAGCAUAGCAAGCGUUUUUUAUUUAUCAUAAAUUUCUAGUUUGAUAAUGAAAAAUAACACUUUUAUCUCAAAUAUAUCUAACCUUGAUGGAGGAGCUAUAUAUUUAAACUUAAUAGAAGAAAUAAUCAUUUUAGAUAACACUUUUUAGUAAAACGAAUCAAAGACAGGUAAUGGGGGAGCUAUUUACUGCUUCAGUAGCAUAUUUUCUUAGUUUGAGGGCAAUACUUUCUUUAAAAAUUCUUGUCCAUAAGGUUCAGGUGGAGCAUUGUUGUUGAACAAUUGCGAUAUUAAAAGCAUGAUAUAAAAUACUUUCUAAUAAAAUUCUGCUCUAAUAGGAGGUGCUUUUAGAUAUUAAGGCAUAUAACCUUAUGUUUUAUAAAAAAAAAAUGUGAGCCGAAGGUUACUUACCUUAAAUUUAAAUUCUUUUAUCAAAAAUUCUGCAUAAUUAUUUGGAAAAAAUAUAGGUUCUUAUCCUAUUUAUUUGGAUGUUAAAAAUUAAAUGAAAGAUGACUAAAAGAUUUAAAGUUUUUAAUUAGAAAAUUUAUAAAGUGGUAGCACAUCUUCACCAAUAUUAAUGAGAUUAAUUGAUGAAGAAAUGAGAGAAAUAAGUUUUUUUAAAAAUACAAAGUAGAUAAAUUAAGAGAUUCUGAUUGAAUUUGGUAACUAUUUACUUGAAGUGUAGAGUAAAGAAGUUGGGCUUGAUGGUAAUCUCAGAUAGAAUUAUAAUUUUGAUUAAUUUGGUUUCCUAUUUAAUGUGUCCUAUUCUUAUUAGCCUAAUGCUAACUCAUCUAUUUUAAUUAAAACAGUUAGCCCGAUUUUUAUUUUAAAUACCACAACUUUUAAAUUUGACUAUGAAGAGCUAAGUAUUUCUAUUGAUGUUAACUUCAGGAAGUGUUAGUAAGGAGAAAUUUUACAAGCUUUGUAGAAAUAUUAAAUAUGUUAUACUUGCUAAUAAGGAAAUUAUUGCCUACAAGAUCCAAAUUAAUUUGAAAAUUUAUAGUGUCUCAAAUGUCCUAUUGGUUCUAAAAAUUGCCAUUCAAAUAUCAUUCAGUUAUAAAAUGGAUACUGGAGUUAGGACUAAAACUCUGACUAAAUAUAUGAAUGUAUUAAUCCAGAAAAUUGUAUCCCUGAAGAUCCUUCAAAUAAGUUUGGAUGCUCUCUGGGACAUGUAGGAGCUAUUUGUGAAACUUGUGAUUCUUAAGGAGUUGUUUGGGGCUCAAAAUUUGGAAGAAGUAAUGGUGGAAUUUAGUGCUAAGAAUGCAUUAAGCAAAAUACAAUAAACUCUAUCCUAUUUCUAUUUCUAUUUUUGAUUAUAUUUUGCGCUUAUUUAAUAUUUUAAAUUUAAAGAUAGCUGACAUUAAUAUAAAAAAAUAUGAGCUGGUUUUAUUUAAGAAAACUUAAAUUAAUUAUACUAUAAAAUCAAAAUAUUAGCAGUGUUUCUUCUUACAUCAAAAUUCUUAUCAACUAUUUAUAAUUUAUAGCAUUAAUAAAUAACUUAGGUAUUUAGACUUAAUAGUUUCUCUCUGUUGUUGAGAUUGGAGGUGGAGAUCCUGUAUAGCAUACAGUUUAUAAUUUAGAUUGUAUAUUUAGUAAUUAUGAUUUCUAAAUUCCAUUGUAUGCAUUAAGAGUAUUAUUUAUCAAUUUCUAAAUAAUUGUUAUAUAUUUACUGAUCCAACUAGUAAAAAGCCUUACAAACAUCUUUAAGAUAGAUGACCGUUCAUUUUAGAUUUCUUCUUUCACACUAGUAUACUUAUUCUUUAGUUCUUCAAUAAUUAAAGUAUUGAUAUAGUCUUCAUCUUGUAGAGAAAUAGCAGGCAAUCUAUAUAUUAUUUCUGAAAUGCAGUAUAUGUGUUAUACAGAAAAACACAAUUAAAUCUUACUAUAUUUAAUAGUACCAUUACUUUCAAUAUGGUUCAUUAUAAUCCCAACAUCAUUUUCUAUUUAUUUGCACAGUAAAAGAUAAAAAUUACAAAGCUUGCUUUAUUUGUAUAAAUAUGGUCUUUUGUACUAAGAAUAUAAAGAAAAGUCUUAUUAUUGGGAUUUAGCUAGAAAUCAAAUAAGAGCAUCUCUAGUUAUAUUUCUAAAUUUAAUUAGAACUUCACCAUAACUAAAAGCUAUGUUUUUAUAAUUUUUUAUGUAUAUUUACCUUAUAAUUUAGAUCAAAGUAAGUCCUUAUUAAAGAUAGUAGUUAAAUAAUAUUGAUUAAUUAUCUUGCAAAUUAGUAAUAAUGAGUAUAUUCCUAAUUUAAAUGAUAUUAAUUACAGAUAAUACCUAAUUUAAACUGCUAUUGUAAAGCAUUUUAAUAACCUUCAAUAUAAGUUUCAUAGGGAUCUUGCUCUUAAUAAUAGUAUAAAGACCUGUUCCUUACAGUAUACAUGACCUAAAUAUGCUUUAAAGAUUCUAAGUUUUUUUAUCCAAAUUAAUUCCUAAUUCUAUUUACAAGAUUGCUUAUUAAAAAUAGAUAAAUUUGUUAAGAAUAAACUCUUUAUGGAAAAUAGUCUAAAGGAAUUUAAGAGAGGUGAUUGCAAAAGAAGUAAAUUUUAAGAACUAAAAAUGGUCUUAGUAAUACAAGCUGCAAUAGAAAGAUAGUUAAUUCAAAAUUAGAAAUUCAUCAAUGAACAAACAGCUAAAAUAUAAUUUUUAUAAAUAAGCGCUAGAAAAUAGUAAUAAAGAGAAAGACCAACAUUGA
Molecule: messenger RNA, 9288 nt
Organism: Tetrahymena thermophila SB210
Lineage: Eukaryota; Ciliophora; Oligohymenophorea; Hymenostomatida; Tetrahymenidae
Product: transmembrane protein, putative
Exons: 15
Source: RefSeq, a predicted model, not a curated record